AUGGCGUUCGAUGACGAUGCUAUGGGCAUCACACAGUUUAAGGUGUGGUACAACCAGUUUAAAGACGGCUGCUCAUCGGUGGAGAGCGAGCCACACUCUGGUCGACCAUUAACAUGCCGAAAUGACCAGGUCAUUGCUAAAGUGAACGCUGAGGUGAUGUGGAACUGUCGCGUCACUAUCAGAGAAAUUGCGGAACAGGUGACCAUCAGCACUUCUUCGGCUCAUCCUGUUGUGACCGAAGAUCUGGCCAUUAAGAAAGAGUCGCCGAAUUUCCUGCCGAAGCUUCUGAUGGCAGAGCAAAAGCAAUUUCAUGUUGAAGUCUCACAGGACAUGUUCGACGCCACAAAUAGUGACCCCAACUUCGUGAACGUAACAAUCACUGGCGACGAGUCCUAG
Schistocerca nitens (vagrant locust) is the source of this 396-nucleotide messenger RNA. Its product is annotated as protein GVQW3-like. The transcript has a single exon. The coding region runs from base 1 to 396 and encodes 131 amino acids. The record is from RefSeq and is a predicted model, not a curated record. Lineage: Eukaryota; Metazoa; Arthropoda; Insecta; Orthoptera; Acrididae.